Molecule: messenger RNA, 2576 nt
Organism: Nilaparvata lugens (brown planthopper)
Lineage: Eukaryota; Metazoa; Arthropoda; Insecta; Hemiptera; Delphacidae
Gene: Trp1
Product: translocation protein SEC62
Exons: 9
Coding region: 76-1371 (431 amino acids)
Biological process (GO): post-translational protein targeting to membrane, translocation
Cellular component (GO): endoplasmic reticulum membrane; endoplasmic reticulum
Source: RefSeq, a predicted model, not a curated record
AUUCAUUGAUUAUUUUAAAUUUAUAAAAACUGUUUUAUCAAUAAAUAAAUCUGUUUCUAAAUUCAUGUGUGAACGAUGAAUUUUAGCGGCGUUAGGUUGGUACUCAUUUCAUACAUAAACAUGGCUGAUAAGCGUAAAGGCAAGAAGCGAAAAGAGGAGCUUCCAUUUUUAGAGGAAAAAGUGGAAAAACCAUCCAAAGAGGAAUACAAAAUAGCAAAGUGGCUCAAGAAAAAUGUUUCCGUUAAAAGAACUAAGUUCCUACAUCACAAUGUGGAGUAUUUCACAGGAGCCAAAGCAGUUGAUGCACUUCUCGAAUCUCCAUGGUCAGCUUCCAACAAUCAAAGUGAGGAACCGAAAUUCACGACACGACAAGACGUGACCGAUUAUCUAGAUCAAAUGCUGCGACACAAGUUCUUCCAUCGAGCCAAGAAAGUUCCGGUCACCGAACAGGAACUGAGAGCAAAGCAGAAGAAGAAGAAGGAGAAGGAACAGAAGAAGGACAUGAAGGAGCCGGAGAAGAAGAAAGAGGAGGAGAAGGAGGAGAAGAAGACUCGUGAGGAGGAGACGGCCGAGAGCAGUCAUGCCGAGCAGCCGGAGGAACAGCGCGAGAAGAAGAAGAUGAAAAUCAGACUGGAGAUGCAUAUCGACCAAUACUUUGUAGACAGUCUGGAUGCAUAUGUGUGGAUCUAUGACCCGAUUCCCGUCUACUAUUGGCUGUUCGGAUUCCUGUUGGUGAUCGGCGCCAUCUUGAUUUGCAUGUUCCCACUAUGGCCUUCAUCUGUUAGAAUGGGAGUGUACUACCUGAGUGUGGCUACAGCUGGAUUUCUGAUGCUAAUAAUAGCCCUAGCUUUCCUGCGUCUGGUGAUAUUUUGCCUGCUGUGGUUGGUAACACUGGGGGCCCACCAUCUGUGGCUGUUCCCCAACCUCACCGAGGAUGUCGGCUUCUUUGCCUCGUUCUGGCCACUCUAUCAGUACGAAUACAAGGGCAAAGAUGGCGGACAGAAGUCGAAGAAGAAGAAAAAAGCGAAAGAUUCUGAUAACGAAGAGGAUGAAGAGGAGGAGGAAGAAGACGAAGAGGAGGCGAGUGAAGCAGAGGAGGAGAGCAGCAAAAAACAGGAGACGGAUGAUGGAGGAGGAGGAGGAGGGGGAGAAGAAAGCACAAAGACGAAACCGCGCAACCGUCGGCUGGCGAAAGAGGAGGAAGACGUGGAGGUGGAGAAGGCAAAAGGAGGAAAGGAGAAGGAAGAGGAGGAUGAGGAGGAGGAAGAGGAGGAUACAGAAACAGAGUCGGAGGGAAGUAGUCAACAAAGUCAGACUGGGAAAGAUUUCGAAAUGGUGGACAAAAUGGAAGCCACUCUGCAGGAUUCCUAAUACGUCUGUGGCUGAUCGCAGAAUAUUCAACAAAAUUCCAAGAUGGAGACGCGGUAGAAUUGAGGAGUACACAACGCUUCGUGAGUUCGGCAAACUUGAAAAUUCUGAUUUUUUAAAUCGAUUUUGUUUUUCAACAUUUAGCUACUUAAAAACUGUGAGUUACUUUUAAAAAUUUAUUGAAUUGCUUUCUUGUCAAGAAUUAUUUACUCAUACAAUUCAAUUAUGUUGGAUGCAUAUUUCAUUUUAAUUACUGAAAUAUUGUAUUCAGUUGAGAUACAAAUUUGAAAAAGAUUGGAAGUGUCAAGCUGGUUUUUUUUAAAUUUGAAUAGGGAAUUGUGAAAUUUCAGUAGACUGACGAAGUUGGUAAUUUUCAAGCUUCAUGAACUAAGGGGAAAAUUAUCAUAAUUUCAAAUAUGAAAUUAUUCUUACAGUUGUGUAAAUGAAGCUGUGUUGUAUCCUAGAAAAAAUUACGAAUAAAAAAUUGUUUACAUUUGAAAUAAGAUACUACAUCGAGACAAAAUUGAAAAUUGCUGUUUUUAUUCGAGAUACUUCUAGAAGAUAUUGGAAAAGAUUGAAACUUUGCUGGGAAAUUGUUUUAUUUGAAAUACAUUUUAGAGAAGAUUAAAAAAUUGUUGAAAAAGUUUGUUUUUAUUUCUAUUUAGAUGCAUUAAGAAAAGAUUGUUAUUCAUUUUCCAGUUUUACGAUGGAAAUUAAGUUUAGUUUGUUUUCACAAUAUGUUUAUUUAAUCCAGUUGUAUUGAUAGAAGUCGAAAAAUUAAUUUAGUGAGAUAAAAUUUUUCAAAUCGUCAGAAUUGUUUUAACGGGAAGUGAUUAUGUUAUUUAUGAGUUAUGCUGACCGUUUCAAGUAAAUUUUAUUUUAUCCUGAAAUUGAAAAAAAUUCGACCAUUUUUUCGAAUUUUAUUAACAUAAUUUUUGAUAACUGAAUAUUAUUUUAAAUUCAUUUGAUAUAUUGAAAAAAUUGAUUUCAUUCGAAACAAACUACAUAAAUGUACAAAGAAGAGGAUAGAAAAAUAUAUAAAUAUUUAUAAAAUACUAUUAUCAUAAUAAAAAAAUACUUUAUGAUCAAAUAAUCUUUGGGGAAGAGUUAUUAUUUAUCUUUAGAUAUAUUAUGUUCAAAGUAUCAUCUUAUGAUGAUGAAAUGUUUAUUGUACAGUAUAAUAUUAUAAUAAAAUAUAAUUAUUUAUA